Messenger RNA from Podarcis raffonei (Aeolian wall lizard), 1044 nucleotides. RefSeq lists its product as uncharacterized. The record is from RefSeq and is a predicted model, not a curated record. The coding region runs from base 196 to 1044 and encodes 282 amino acids. Lineage: Eukaryota; Metazoa; Chordata; Lepidosauria; Squamata; Lacertidae. The transcript has 11 exons.
UUGUGUGUAUAAUUUUAGCAGAGCUCACGUAAGUCUGAUGUUUCCAGCGAGCAUCUAUUUAGCACCACCGAGGUGGCCCGAGAAGAGCCAAGCAUUGAUUUGGAAUCCCCAUCUCCAGAAGCUGAGGGAUAUCUCUUGUCCCCCCCUACUUCCCUGCCUGCCACUCUUGCUCAGACCGUUGCAGAUCUGAAGAUCAUGACAACUGCUAACCACAAUCCUGGUGACAACGUGGUGUCAGAAGUGACAGCCAACCACACAGGCCUAUGGGAGCUGGAUGCUGAGAAAGCCAAGGACAAUCUGGACAGACAGAGCACAACUCUGCCUCAAAGGACGAUGGAAGAGGACUCUUGGGAGCAGGCAGGAGCUACUGAGGCUGCCAUCUUGGUGACCCAGGAUGGAGUUUGGUCUCUGGAAGAGACAUCUGUAAGGAUGGAGACAGAGGGAGAGGUAGAACAGAGCUCCCUUCAUCUUGAUCCAGAGUCCCAUCUACACUCACUAGAGAAUGCACCACGUCAGGUAACAGAGACCCCAGAAAAGAUGGAGACAGAUGGAGACCUAUUCAGUGUGCCUUCCGGUCUUGAGCUGGAGACGGAGCCGAAUUCUGCAGAGCUUGUGUCGUCAACACCAACGGCAUCCACAGAACUGCUGGGGCCUCUGAAGAAAAGGCCCAAGGAGCGAAAAAGGGAGAAAGAAAUCAGUCGGGAAAAUGCCGGCGGCCUUUCUGACCCCGAGGACAGAAGCAGCGGCAGAGUCCGAAGGACAGCAGAGACCCGGAGCCUUGAGGUGCGUUCUCCUGGUGCGCUUGGAAUUAGGGGAGCCCUGUUGGAACACCAUGCCAGUUAUGGGGCUUAUCCUGGGCCUCACGGAGCAAGGAGAAUUAAGAAGCAAAGGUCAGACAUGGUGGAUCCUGAUUCCCUGCCGGUUCAAGGUCAAAAGGGAGAAAAGGGGGCACCUGGAAGCCAAGGCAGCAAAGGAGAACAGGGGGAACCAGGAGAGCCAGGAGAGCCAGGGGAGAAGGGUGUUUCAUGGCAUCAAGAGGACUAG